This is a messenger RNA of Tribolium madens (black flour beetle), 1698 nucleotides long. It is a transcript of the gene Usp39, whose product is annotated as U4/U6.U5 tri-snRNP-associated protein 2. The record is from RefSeq and is a predicted model, not a curated record. Gene Ontology annotation, molecular function: cysteine-type deubiquitinase activity; zinc ion binding. NCBI's taxonomy places the organism in Eukaryota, Metazoa, Arthropoda, Insecta, Coleoptera, Tenebrionidae. Gene Ontology annotation, biological process: protein deubiquitination; mRNA processing; spliceosomal complex assembly. The transcript has 4 exons. Bases 96 to 1613 code for a protein of 505 amino acids.
CAGUGACAGUAAAUAUAACCUCAAACUUGCGGAAACACUACAAAAACAGCUUUUGCGUAACCUAAUCUCACAUCAAUCAAUGAAACGUGACAAAAAUGGAAAUAGAUGAUGAACCCGUCAUGAAAAAACCCAGGACUGAGGGGCCCCAAACCGAAUCAAACGUCCCGAAACCCGAAAUUGAGCCCGAAUCUGACAAUUCGCCCCCACAAAGUGAUAAGAAAGGUGUGAAGCCCCCAACCCACCGACUUUGCCCCUAUUUGGACACCAUUAACCGGCAAUAUCUCGAUUUUGACUUCGAGAAACUGUGCUCAGUGUCACUGACCCGCAUCAACGUUUAUGCAUGUCUCGUUUGCGGGAAGUAUUUCCAAGGCAGAGGCACAAAUACCCAUGCUUACACACAUUCGGUGGCUGAAGGCCACCACGUUUUCCUCAACUUGCACACCUUGAAGUUUUAUUGCUUGCCCGACAAUUACGAAAUUAUUGAUUCGUCCCUCGAUGACAUUAAGUAUCUCCUAAACCCCACAUUCACCGAGGAACAUAUCAGUACUUUGGACAACAGCACGAAGAUGUCUCGGGCCAUCGACGGCUCCCUCUACAUGCCCGGCAUCGUGGGCUUGAACAACAUCAAAGCCAACGACUACUGCAACGUUGUUUUGCAAGCCCUUUCGCGAGUGGUCCCCCUUCGUAAUUACUUCCUGCGCGAGGAGAACUACAGCAAGAUCCGACGCCCCCCUGGCGACUCCUCCUACCUCCUAGUGCAGCGCUACGGCGAGCUCAUGCGCAAGUUGUGGAACCCCCGGAAUUUCAAAGCGCACGUGUCCCCCCACGAAAUGCUCCAAGCUGUGGUCUUGUGGAGCAAGAAACGGUUUCAGAUCACGCAACAGGGGGACCCCAUCGACUUCCUCUCCUGGUUCCUCAACGCCCUACACCGGGCCCUCAACGGAAACAAGAAGAAAAACAGCUCGAUUAUCUACCAAUCCUUCCUCGGAAACAUGAAAAUCUACACGAGGAAAAUCCCCCCGACGGAGCUCGACGACAGACAAAAACGCAUGCUUUUAGCCACCCCCGAGUACCAGGAAAUCAUCACGGAAUCCCCCUUUUUGUACCUCACCUGCGACUUGCCUCCACCGCCCCUUUUCAUCGAUGAAUUCCGGGAAAAUAUCAUCCCCCAAGUGAAUUUGUAUCAACUACUCACCAAGUUUAACGGACAAACCGAGAAGGAGUACAAGACUUACAAGGAAAACUUCUUGAAGAAGUUUGAAAUCACGCGAUUGCCCCCUUAUUUGAUCUUGUACAUCAAGAGGUUCACGAAAAAUACCUUCUACGUGGAGAAAAACCCCACAAUUGUGAAUUUUCCGGUCCGGAAUGUCGAUUUUGGGGAGUUUCUAACACCGGAAAUUAGGGCGAAACAUAAACACACGGUUUAUGACUUGGUCGCGAAUAUUGUUCACGACGGGGAGCCCGGAAAAGGCACUUACCGGGUUCAUAUUUUGCAAAAAUCGACCGGAAAGUGGUACGAGAUGCAGGACUUACAUGUCACGGAUAUUUUACCACAGAUGAUCACCCUGACGGAGGCCUACAUACAAAUUUAUGAGCUAAGAGUAGAAAAAUAACGAAAUAAUUUGUCUCAAUUCGAUUUAUUUAUAAUUCUGCCUCGCCAGUUCUGGAUUAAACUGAUUAUUGUACUUUUUACCAACA